Larimichthys crocea (large yellow croaker) is the source of this 4215-nucleotide messenger RNA. RefSeq names its product leucine rich repeat containing 3 (gene lrrc3). The record is from RefSeq and is a predicted model, not a curated record. The transcript is spliced from 2 exons. Bases 778 to 1578 code for a protein of 266 amino acids. Gene Ontology annotation, cellular component: plasma membrane. Gene Ontology annotation, molecular function: protein binding. Lineage: Eukaryota; Metazoa; Chordata; Actinopteri; Sciaenidae.
CAGGAGGGAGGAGAGGGGAGGGGGGGCGCACCGGAGUACGAGGAGAGCUGCCAGCCGGAACACGCGCCAUGCGCGCGCGGUUCGGACAGAGAGGCGCGUUACGAGUCGAGCUGCUCCUCGAGACCUUUCCGGAACACCACCACCACUAUCACACUAUCAUCAUCAUCAUCAUCAUCAUCAUCAUCAUCAUCAACAAGUGUGACUGUGGUGUUUUUUGAGAAGACGUAAAAAAGAGCCACAUCUGGAGAGAUGAAUCAUUCCACCCGGAGAUUUAAUAACUUCACCGAACUUUACCGUUCUGUUCUUUAUUUCCCGGAAAGCGUGGAUGCGUUUUUGUAGCUGACUAUACUUUUUCUCUUAAAAAAAAGAGUGUUUAUUUUCAGACAUGUUUCAACGAUGAUACAGAUGUGAUCUGAGCGAACUACUGCCGAUGUAUGGACGAUAUCUCUGCUUUGGUAUAGACACAACAUAAAAAUGAUAUUCAUGCGCUCUUUCCCGCGCACCACGUGACAUGUCGAUUCCAUUGUCGCUUGAUCCGCUCUUUACUCUCUGAAGCUUUCCCACUAAACCUGAUGUUACAGUUCCCUGCUGGAAUAUUCUUUUGGAUUAGCUUUGAAAAUCUGACAUCUGAUUGACUCAAGAUAAGCCCUAAUGUUUGUGCGAAUUAACGUAAUUUUGGCAUUUUGAAAGAUAAUGAAGCUGCAAUUUAAUGCCAAGAAACAGGUGGAACUAUGAUUGUUUUUACCUGACAGGACUUGUGGGAGUUUGCUGCGGAAUAUGCAGGACACAGCUGGGUCUGAUAUGCACAGGAAAACCUCUAACUUUGAUAGCUUUGCCCUCUUGUGGGGCUUGCUCCUUGGAUUAUUCAUGGCACAUUCACCAGUGACAGCUUGUCCCACAAGUUGUCACUGUAUAGAGAAGAGUGGCAUGACCGUGGUCCAAUGUAUGUCUCGCAACUUGGAGAAGAUACCAUCAGACCUUCCAAGAGAUACUGUGGUCUUACUUUUGGCAUCCAACCAGAUCACUCACAUCCCCAAUCACGCCUUCAGAGAACUGCACUACCUCCAGGAGCUGGAUCUGUCGAACAAUGACAUUGAAACUGUGGACGUCGGAGCUUUUCAAGGCGUUUCGGACAGUCUCCUUGUCCUGGAUCUAUCAAACAAUCGCAUCCAAAGUGUCCCCAAAGAGGCGUUUGCACGUCUACGAGCAAAAAUCAGCCUCUCAAACAACCCAUGGCACUGCGAGUGUACGCUGCAGGAGGUCCUGAGGGAGUUGCGGCUGGACCCAGAGACAGUCAAUGAGGUGAUCUGCCACACAGCGCAGCAGGAGGAAUAUGCAGGCAAACCGGUAAUCCAGGUGCUGGACUCAGGGAUCAACUUCUGCAACUUUCACCACAAGACCACCGACGUAGCCAUGUUUGUCACCAUGUUCGGAUGGUUUACCAUGGUGAUCGCGUACGUCAUCUACUAUGUGAGACACAAUCAGGAGGAUGCUAGGAGACAUCUGGAGUACCUGAAAUCACUGCCCAGCAGCUCUCAAAUCAGCAAGGAAUUUGACACCAUCAGCACUGUUCUCUAGCACGGCCGGCGGCUCAGAAGAUGUGGUGUGUGUGUGUGUGCGUGUGUCUGUAAAUACGUGAGUAAAUGUGUGAUUACACCUGUACACACCUGUUUCUUAGCACAUUAUCUGAGGUUUUUCAGUGACUAAAAAAGGCCAUUUUGAUUAAUAUAUUUCAGCCUCACAAAUGAUCUUUUGUAAUAUUCCAAAAAAAAUAUUUUGAUUUGAUUAAAUCUGAGUAAAUAUGUCUUUACAACCAGAUAGGGCAAUAGUGAUAGCACAAAAUUAACAAAAUGCUAAAACUCAUAUUCAACUCACAGAGAUGAAAGCACCAGACGGGAGGAUAAAUGUUCCCACUCUGGUGUCGAUCCACAGUCUGAUUGAAUUUGGACUGAGACGAAUGAGGAGGACGAGUGUGUCUCCCUGUUACUUUGUAUUGAUUGAUUCAUGUUCGCCAUGUCACACUCUCAAGGUAAAGGACAUUUUUAGACUUCAGCUAAUGCGUUUAAGAUGUUAAGAUUCAGUCAACAUUCAGUUUGCAUAACAGCUCUGCCUCCAACAUACCUUACACAACUACUGAUCCAGGAAAUAAGGUUACUCUGUGCAACCGCUGCAUCGUGUCACCUGAAAGACAAAGUGUAGUCAAACAAGGAAAAGUUGCCAUACACCUGCAGCUCUGAUGUGUCUUUAGUAAAUGGCAAAAAUGAUCUAAACAUGUCAGCAUGCCAUGUCAAAAACAUUACCAGGUGAUAUUCCUGCAAUGAAGACUAAGAUCUGCAUACUGUAAUAAGUAAUAAUAUAGAGGCAGUAGUGAACAUGAAUGUUGUUUAACACCAUACAGAUCGCUAUAUCUCCCAGUACACUGUAUGAACUUAAUGCAUUUCUGCAGAUAAAUAUCAUCAACUUAUGAAUUCAUAAUGGUUAGCAUAUUAACGAACAAAUGGCCAUUUAUGCAACAAACAUGCAGUAAAAUGAUCAUCUUGUUGUUGUGCGCUCGUCAUGUGGGCCUCCACAUCAUGUAAGUUGGCUGGUUGAACCAAACCAGCUGCAGUCCUGUGAAUUUCAUGGUGGUUUGAGAAACACAAGACAGACAGACAGACAGACAGACAGACAGACAGACAGACAGAUCCGUCAGCCUAAUGACAGAAUGCAGGUGAGCAUUCAGUCAGUUUCACCCCACCAUCGCUGGGAGGAGUUGAAUAACUGUACGGCCCCAGGAGAACAAAAGACUUCCUCAGUCAGUCUGCAGGACUGAGACAGCAGUCCGCCACUGAACUUACUCCUCUGCUUAUUAAAUGUGCUGUGCGGAGGGUGGCGGGCAUUGUCCAUGAUGGACAACACAUUAUUUCAGGUCCUUUUCUCAUAAGGGAAUCUAGCUCCACGCCAGCCACAGAGUCAGCUCUCCUCACCAGCCUGUCCAGCAGCAUAGUGUCCCUCCUCCCUCCCCAGCACACAAUCGUAACAAUAUUAUGUUCGUUACAAACAAAACCACUUCCUGUGUAGGACUACAAUUUUGAUGAAAAUAUUUUAUUACUGGACAAUGAAUAAAAAAAAAAAACUUACAGAUUAACAGCAGCUUUGUGUACUUUUCAUUUUCAGAGAUAGCAGUUCCAAAAAUUCCAUUUGUAUGUAUGAAUGUAUUCAUGUCAAAUGUCAACAUGCUUAAUUGUCAAACACAUAGUGUGUUAUUUGUGAACCUCGAACAGCUGAAUUAACACACCACAACCAUCACUGCUAUUGAUCUGUUGAUUUGAAUGUAGCAUAACGUGUUUGAUUUGACACAAUCUGAACAUUUAUUGUAUUUCUUCUGGGUUACUUUAAUGGUCUGGAGUUGAUUGUGUCCAAGUGCCUACUCUCUGGGACUUCUACGCCAUAGCACUGUGUAUCAAGUCGGACAAGUUCUUUCCCUGUCUACCCUUGUCAUUGCAGAACUCAGUCAGUUAUAACGUAUGCCUAGCCAGCCAGUGCUGGGGAUCUGAGUCAUAACGAUGUGAAAGUCCAAUUUUACAGAAGGACAAGAAUGGGUGCCAGAAGACAAUGACAGAAAAGUGUUUGGAAGCGUUACAUGCUUUUCUGUGAUUGACCAUUCACUGUAGCUGUCCUCAUAUGGUGAUUCCCACUCAUCUAGUACUUUGAGCAGGUUAAAAUAAACGCAAAUAAUUAUUUGCAAUUAAAACUUGACCUACUCUAGACAGAGACUUGUUUUUAAUUUUGCAUACUGUAUUUGCAUCUUUUAUAUACUAAUGUAGGUUUAUUUGUUACAGAAGUGUCUGUCUGUGAGGUUUUGUUAUAUAACAAAGUUUGUGGUGGCCAAUGUGUGGACAACUUUACAAUUAAAAGGAAUGCACAUGCCAUUUGUGUUGUUAUUUUGUAAAAAAAAAAAAAAAAAAAAAAAAAAUCCAUAUCAAUAUGUCUGUAUGUCUUUAAGAGCUUGUAAUUAGUCGUGUGGCAUUGGUCAGUCUUUUCGUCAUCUAUAGAAGAACUGGUCUAUAAGCGGUGUAGUUCUGAGAUGGGAAUGAAAGGGCUCCAAUAAUUUUGUUUGUGAUAAUCUUAUUAAUUUUCUAUCUGUUUCAGUAAAUACUGUGUGUUUGUUUUGUUCUCUGGAUCUCACUAGACAGCAUUACCAGCAUUUGAAAAUAAAAAUUCUUUUCCAAGUCA